AUGGAAAUUGACAUUAUGAUCUUCAUUUUCCUCCUGGAUGGUGAGAGGAAAGAUGGGAAUGUUGAGACGCCUCUGAAGAAACACUUUCCCUCCAUCAUCAGUAUCGUAUGGCCAUUGCCACUCUUUGGAUAUGAGGAGAACUUUAUCCAGACUUCAAAGCAAUGUAAACUGAAGAAGAUCCAGAAACCCACAGGUUAGAGUGAUUUCAUUCCUGACUCUUCAGCUCAAGUUUCAGAGUUAGAAGAAAGCUCUGGGAUGGAGUUCGUGGAAGCUAAUCUGACAUGUAUUUCAGGACUCCCUGUGACCUGGACCCAGGAAUAUUUACUCUGGUCUAUUGAAAGGAGUCUUCGACAGAUCUUCCAUCACCUGGAAAAUGCAAGAUCAAGUCUUAUGGAACUGAAUUUGGCAGAAUCUCAAGAUGUGACUUCUUCCUUUGUAUCCUCUGAUCUGAUGACUCGGGAGGCUGUUCUGCCUUGUUGUUACUGUAAGAAGGCAAAACAUUCUACCAACACCAGCAUCUCCUCUGCAUCAUCCAACAAUAGCCCCAACCUGUCUUAUUUUCCAAUCUUUCCUGAACGAACAACGUGGCAAUUUCAGAGCAACAAUGUACCAGUUUCCUCUCCAAAACAACGUUCAGUGUUCAGUAACCAAGGCACAACCUUGUCUUCUUUUCAGCUGACCGAUCCUGAGAAGACAGAACUUCUUAAGAAUUUGGCAGCUCUUUCGCCUUUACAAUCUCAAAGUUCUUUCACAAGCUCUAUUUUAGAACCUCCAAAUCCCUGCCUGCAGCAAGAGACAACAAAAGAUAAGCAAGAGAGCAACAGUCAUUUGGUAUCAGAUCAUGGGACAAAUUCCAUCUCAUGUAAGAGAGCAAGAUUACCAGGAGGGCCUCCACUCCAGCUCUCUCCUUUAACUAGAGGGGAGCUAGAAGGACACAUGUCUUGGGAGGUUUCUACUUUGCAGGAACAAACAAUGCCGCUGCCUGUGAGAAAACCAUGGGCAAUGCUCAAUUAUCAAGUAGAUGUACAAGAAGGAGCCUUUGAACCAGAGAGUCCUCAAACUCACUUACCUACACCUAGUCCUCAAAACACUGAGCAAAACACCAAUAGUAAAUCCCAAGACCUCCCAUCAUUUCAUCUCCAUGUAAACAUUGGAGUGGGUUCUGGAUUAAGUAGGACAGAAACAAAAAUUUCACAGUCGCAUAUCUCAAUUAAACAGUUACAGUCUGGAGAUGACUGCCAAAUCCUUGCAUCUAAGCCUUUAGUUAUCUCAAUGGGCACUCCACCUCCUAGACAUUUAGGAGUUAACAUAAUUCAAGAAGAAACCACUUUGAUGAAGAAGGACCCACAACACAUGCUAGAGCUUAGUAUAGAAGAGAGGGUCCCAGGUCUUCCAGAAGAAAGGGUACAGCCACAUAAGACACAAGUGACUAACAUGGAACUGGCUCCCAGACUACCAUACCAAGUCACAGAUAGAAUAAAGAUAACUCCAUUGGCAUUACUUCAGGUCAUGGAUUCAAUGGGGAUGAUUCCAGAACCACAUUCCGAAGUGAUAGAAUCUGUUGAUUUGUUCCCAAAACCACAAAAUCAAGUUGUGAAAUCAAUGGAAACACUGGGUGUAACCCCCAAACCAGCAGGUCAUCAAGUAAUUGAAUCAAUGAAGAUAAUCUCAAGUCCUCAGCACCCAAAGACUAUGAUCUCAAGACUGAAUCAAGCAACAGAUAAUGUAAAGGUAACUCCUAGGGCAUUGCUUCAUGCCAUGGAUUCCAUGGGAAUGAUUAAUAAAUUAUACCCAUAUGUCAUAGAAUCACAUCAUAGGCCACAACAUCAAGUCAAGGAACCAGUGAAGAUGGAUACACUAUUGAACCAUCAAGCUAUAACACCAGAAGAGAUGAGUCUAAGACCACAAUAUCCAGUCAUGGAAACUGUGGAGAUGAUUCCUAGACAAAAGCAUAACAUCAGACAAUCAGCCAGCAUGACCUCAGGGUCACAAAAUCAAGCCAUGAAACAAGUCAAGAUUACUACAGGGCCACUACACCAAAAUGCACAAUCAUUGGAUGUGAUGUCAACACCAUUAUAUCAGGUUAUGGAUUAUGCACAAGUAACUCCAGGGACACUACAUGCCAUGGAUUUCAUGGGGACAAUUCCACCAGCACAGCCAAAUUUUAGAGAACAUAGGAUCCCAGGUUCACAGCCAGUAUCUCAAGUGAAGGAAACUCUGGAAUCACCUUCUAGGUUACAGACUCGGGUUCUAGAUUCUAUGGGGAUGACUCUACAAUAUCAAGACACAUUAACUUCAGGAUUGCUUCAUCAGGUCAUAGAUCCUUCAAGGUUGACCCCUGGGCACCAAGUCUUGGACUAUUCAGAGAUGAUUCCAAGGCGUAGUCAUGAUGUGAUAGAAACUUCAGGGUUGACCUCUGAUACUUGGACACAAAUGAAAAAACCUAUAGAUCUGAUAGAGUCACAUCAAACAAUGGAGUCUUUGAUAAUCCUAGGGUCACCAGGUCAAGGCACAGAACCAAUAGGAAUAAGCCAAAAGCCAUGGCACCAAGACACAGAAUCUGAAGUAGUGACCAUUACAUUACCACUUCCAGGCAUGAAAUAUACUGAGAUGGACUCAAUGCUACAACUUCAGGCUACAGAUUCUAUGAAGUUAUCUCUAGGAUCACAAGAUGUAAAAUCUGAUAAGCUAAUCAUGGAUCCAGAAUUUCCAAGUGUGAACUCUGUAGACAUAACUCCAGAUUUAAUCCCACAAAUGGAAAAAUAUGGGCAGUUGGCCCCAAAUAUGAAGUCUACAGAGAUGAUCCCAAAAUGUCAAUGGAAGAAUGUGAAAUCUGAUGAGUUAACCAACAUAUCACAGUGGCCAUGUGAGACAUCUGGACAAGCAGCUCCUGAGUCUCAGCUUCAAGGCAUGAAAUCAACCCAACUGGCCCUUGAACCACAACCACAAAGUGGACAAUCUGCUGAGAUGGCCCCAGAUCCACAGUUGGAAAAUAGGAAAGCUAUCGAUUUGGUUCCCAGUUCACAAUUUCAAGGUAUGAAAUAUGUUCAUUUUGACCAACCACAGGAGUUUCAGGAUAUAAAAACCAUGGAAUUGACCCAGAGGCCACCAUUGGAGGAUAUAAACUCUGUAGAGCUAGACCCAAAGCCAUGCUUACAAAAUACCAGCUCUGAUAAGCUAGCCCCAGAAAUACUGCUUAAAGAUGAAAAAACUCUUCAAGUGGUAGAAAGUGGGAGGGUAAUUCCUAAAGCACAAGUGCAAAGUCUGAAAGUUGGGGGAUUGAUCCCAGGUGCACACCUUCCAGCAGUAAACUCUGCAUUGUUGAACUCCAAAUCAAAUGAUCAUACCACAGCACUGGAAGGUAUGACACCGUGGCAUCAAGCCCUAGGCUCUGUGAUGAUUUCAGAGCCAGGGGAUCAAGCAACAGGAAUAAAGCUGACUUCUGACAGUUGUCAUCAGGUGGAAGAAUCUGCUGGGCUGACACGAUCACCUGUAGGAAUUAGCCCUAUACCACAGAGUCAAACUUCAGAAUCUAUGGAGAUGAACACACUAUCAUUCCAAGGUCCUCUUGAACCUGAGACCCAGAUUGUAAAAGAGAUGGGGGAGACUCCAGCAUCACAAAACACAGUCAAAGAUACUUUGAAUUUGCUAUCAGAAUCAGAGGUACAAAGUAUGAAACCAGAGAUGCUGGCCCCACAGCCCCAGCCCCCAGGUGUGAAGCUUGUUCCUCUGAAUGUAGAACCAUGUUCAGAAGGUAUCAGGUUAUCAGAGAUACCCGUAAGGUCAGAAUAUAAAAACACAGAAAAAGUAGGGUUAACAUUACCUCAAGUUGAUAAGACCCAGGAGGCCAUGCCAGAAUUGUAUUUAGGAACAGAAUCUAGGGAGUGGAGCCUAGGAUUAAGGGGGCAAUAUGAGAAAUCAGAAUCAUUACCACAAAAUCUGAAAUCUGUUGAAUUAACUUCUGAAUCCUCCCCAUCAGUGAUCGGACCUAGCAAGUUAAUGACAGGAUCCAAACCACUUAUUAAAGAGUUGACCCCAGGCCUAAAGCUUGAGGGAAUCAAGUCUAGACAGAUGGAGUUAGAAGCACGGCUACAAAAUAAGAAAUCUGUGGAUUUGAUCCAACAGUCGGCUAUAGGAGUGGGAGUUCCUGAAAAGCCAAAACCUAAGCCAGGGCUACAAAGCAUGCCACUGGAGGAAUUGACUGAGGGGACAUGGCCCCAGAGCAUGAAAUCUGUGGAUUUAAGUAUAGGCCAGCAGCAGCCAAGUGUCGAGUGUCCAUUGAUGCUCAGGCAGCAGCUGCAAACUGUCAGGUUGUCAGAGUUAUCUCCAGGGCAAUUUCUUCAAGGAGAGCAACCUGCAAUGUUAAUCCCAGGACCUCUGCAUUAUGGUGUGACAUCUGAUGAAACGAUUCCAGGUUUGCCAGUGCAAGAAAUCACAUUGUCAGAUUUUAAAGUGCCAAACCAUCAAAAUGUGAAAUUUAUACAGUUGAAUCCAGAGUCGCAAACUUAUGGUAUGAAACCUGUGGAACUAAACUCAGGCCCAAGCUUGAAAGACAUCAGAUUUUCUGAUUUGAUUCCAGAGUCAAAGCACCAAGAUUUCAAAUAUACACAGUUGAUACCAGGUGUUCAGGUUCAAGACAUAAAGUCUCAGGGAUUUGUACCAGAAUCAUUUUUGCAGUUAAGCCAAGAGCCACAGGUUGAUGAUUUAAACCUUGCUCUGCCUAUGGCAGCAUCUGAGUUUCAUAGCAGGAACUCUACAAUACAAACCUUGGAACUACACGAUCAAGGUGUGAUAUCUGAGGAAGUAAACUUAGGACUGAGGCAACAAGAUACCAGAUUUUCCGAGUUGACUUCGGGGCCAAAGCUUCAAGGUGUCAAAUUUGGGGAUCAAAGCCCAGGAUCAAUGUUUCAUGGUGUGAAUUCUGUGGAGGUAACUCCAGAGUUAGGGCUGUAUGAUCCCAAAUUAACCAAGGGGUCUCUAGGGUUCCAAGAUAUGAAGCAGGUGGGGCUUAACUCAGUGCCAUGGCUACAAGAUGUCAAGUCCUUUGAUUUAAUAUCAGGAACUCAACCUCACGGUAUGACAUGUUCCAAUUUAGUGCAUGAACCACAUUUGGAAUAUGUACAACCUAUGGUGCAGACCCCAGUCUCAAGGCUUCAAGGUUUAAAAUCUGAAAAGCUAACUCCAGAGCCACAGCUAGAAGAUAUGACAUCGGUGGCGUUAACACCAGGGCCACAUUUGGGAGGUAUGAAAUCUAUGCAGUUAACACCAAAGCCGGAGGUGGGACAAAUUCAGUCGAGGAUGUUAACACCAAGGCCACAAGCAGGAGAUAUGAGGUCUGAGGUGCUGAUUCCAGGCUCAAAUGUUAAGGGUUUAAAAUCCAAGUUACUACCAUCAGGAUCACAGUCAGAAGAUAUGGCAUCUGUGGUCUUAAGUCCAGGACAAUGUCUAGAGGGUAUGAAAUCCACAGCAACAACCCCAAGUCCCCAGCUGGAAGGUGAGAUGUCUAUGACAUUGAUUCCAAGUUCAAGUACUCGAGAUUUGAAAAAUGUGGAGUUGCUUCACGGUUCACAUGUUCAAGAUGUGACUGCCGUGGAAUGUGACCCAAAUAGGCAAGAUAAGAACUCAGUGUCUUUAGCACCAGGGACAUUGCUUCAAGUUGUUACAGAGAGGCUUCUGAGGCCUCAGCUGAAAGGUAUGAAAACCAAGGAACUGACUUUGGAGCCACAAGUACAAAGCAGAAAACAUGUGGAGAUGAUCCCAUGUUUGAAGAAGGAAAGUCUCAAAUCUGUAGAGGAGACUCCAGAUCCACAGCUGAAGUGUGGAAAAUCCAUGAAGCUGACCCUGAGGCACACGAAGCAGGAGGUCAAAUAUGUUGAUGAAGCUAGACAGCAAGGAGUAAGGUCUGUGGAUUUAGCUGCAAAGCAACAGUCCCAAGGGAUGACACCUGUGGGCUUAAUUCUUGGGCCUGGACAGGAUGGCCAGAUAUGUGCAAGCUCACCAGAGUGGAAAUGUGUGAAUUUAGACACACUGAACAGAGAGUAUGAGACAGAAAAUAGAAUGUAUUUGGGGUCAAUUCCAGAGCCAAAAUCUCAGGGCAUCAAAUCCACAGAACUCAACUCUAAGCUACACUUAAAAGAUAUGAAAUCAUUUGAAUUGACUCCUGAACCAGUAAUUGAAGAUGUACAAGCUAAAGAGUUCAAAUGUAAAUCACAGUUGCAAAAGAUGAAAUCACACAAACUGACCUCAGGAUCAACUCUAGAGUCACAUCUUCAAGGUGAGAAAACCAUCGAGUUAAACAGAGAACCACAGUUUGGAUGCACAAAAUCUGCUCAGUGGCUACCAAGCGCUGGGAUCCAAAGCAAGGAAUCUGCAGAGCCAAACCUGAGGUCGCAGCUUCCAGGUGUCAAGCCUGCAGAACUGAAGCAGUGCUCACAGUUGGGGGGUGUGAAGUCAUCUGAAUUGACAGUAGUGCCAAAGCAUGAAGGAGUGAUAUCAGUAGGGCUUAAUCUUGAGCAGUCACAGCUGUGUCAAACACAAACCCCUAAGUUGUCCCCAGCAUCAGAGCUACAAAAAGGAAAGAAUUAUGCUUCAAUUUCAGAGCCACCGCUUCAAGGUGUAAAAACGAUGGCAUUAAGCAAAGAGCCACAGUUGGGAAGUACAAAAUCUAUCCAGUGGAUACCAGGACCUGACUUCCAAGGUGUGAAAUCUUUAGGAUUACAUUUUGGGCCACGAUGUCAAGGUAUCAAACCUGUGCAAUUGAAACCAUCCAUACAGACAGAAUGUACAACACCAUCUGAAAUGACUCUAGGGCCCAAAUUUCAAGGUGAAAACUCUAAGAGAUUUAAUGUGGGACCACAAGUGCAAUGUGUGAAAACCCCUGAACUGUCCCCAGAGCUGCAAAAAAGAAAAAAUGUCCUAUCAAUCUCGGAGCCACAGUGUCAAGAUGUGAAAACUGUGGAGUUACACCAAGGACUACAGAUUGGAAAUAUGAAAUCUAUUCAGUGGAUACCAGUACCUAACUUCCAAGCUGUGAAAUCUAUGUUUAAUCUUGGGUUACAACCUCAAGAUGUCACAGCUACACAGUUGAAAUCUUCAAUACAAUUAAAAGAUGUGGAGAUAUCUGAGUUGACUCCAAGGCCAAAUCUACAUAGUAGACAACCUUCAGUAUCAGCUCAGGAACAUCAGCCUCAUAGGUUCAAACCUACUGAUUUGAAAUCUGGGCUACAGUUGAGAAGUAUGAAAUCAUGUGACUCAACUUCAAGGUCAAAGCUUGGUGGUAUAACAUCAAUGAUGCUCAAACCUGGGUUUAACUUGCGAGAUAGGAAGUUUUCAGGACUACAUCUGCAAGAGGUGAAACCUUUAGAAUCAUCCCCAAGAACACAGGUUCAAGGUAUGAAAUCUCUAGUAUAUAUACAAAAGCCUCAGCUGCCAGGAAAGAAAUCCAGGAUCUUAAGCCAAGGGCCACAAUUACAAGAUGAUAUUAUACAGUUGAUAAGGACAAAGUCAUCUGAGUUGGCUCUUCAAACACAGCCUAGACAUAUGAAAUCUAAGGUAUUAAAUGCUGGGCUCCAGAGGCAACGUGGAAAAUAUUCUAAGUUGACAUCUAAGACAAAGUCCCAAUAUAUGAAACAUACCAAGUUAAGCCACAGCUCACAAUUGAAAGGCAUAUAUCAUGGUUCCCAUGAUUUGGCCAUGGGAACCAAAACUCGAAGUGUCAAGACAGACUUUAAACCUGGGCCACAGAUGCAAGGCAUAAAGUCCUCUGAGUCAGUUCUGAAGACAAAGCCUCAGAACGUGAAAUUGGUGGGCUGUGAGUCAAGACCACAAUUACACGAUCUGGAAUCUUCUAGGACAAUCAUGGGUAUAAAGUUUCAAGAUAUCAAAUCUAUGGAUUUUAGUCCUGGACCACACUUAAAAGGUGUGAAAUCUUCUGAAGUGAUCCUAGAGAAAAAGUUUCAAGGUGGGAAUUCUCUAGAACCCAAAUGUAGCCUAAAGUUACAAGGUGAGAAACCUGAUCUGGCCCUGGGGAAGAAGUUUCCAGGUAUGAAAUUGGUAGAACGGGACUCAGGCACCCAUUUACAAGAUAUAAAAUCUUCUGAGCUUAUCAUGGGUAUAAAACUUCAAACUGCAAAAUCUAUUAGGCAACAUUUUAAAAGUACAAAGUCUUCUGAGGCAGUAAUGGGGACAAAACCUCAAGGUGUAAAACCAGUGGGCUUCAAUUCUGGACCACAAAUACAGAGUAAAAAAUCUGAGUUGAUUCAAGGGGAAAAGCUUAAAAAUGUGAAAUCUGUGGAGUUCGGCCAUAGUUCAAAAUCUCAAGAGGUAACAUCCAAGUUGCCAUCAGAGACAAAGGUCCAAAAAUCAGACUCUGUGAAGGUCAACUCGGGCCACCAGUUGCAAGAUGUGAAAUAUUCUAAGUUGAUUCUGGAGACAAAGCUUCAAAAUGUAAAAGCCCUGGGAUGCAGUGUGGGAUCACAUUUUCAGAGUGUGGAAUCUUCCGAAGUCACUCCAGAAACAAAGCUUCAAAAACAGAAAUCUGUGGGCCUCAUACCUCAACCACUGGGGCAAGAUGUAAAAUCCUUUCAAUCCACAUUAAGUAGGAUACAUGGUGGGAAACCUUUGCAGUCCAGUUCAGUCCCUCAGUUACCAAAUAGGAAAUUGUCUAUGUUGACACCAGAGAAACACCUUCAAGGUUUGAAACCUAUGGCAUUCAAACCUGGGGCCAAGGUGAAAGGUGGGAAAUCUUCUGUACUGAACUGUGAACCAGGGCCACAGAGUCAUUGUAAAGAUAUGGCAUUCAACACUGGGCCACAGCCACACAACAUAAGAUCUUCUGAGUUGACCCCCGAUCCAGACUUUCAAAGUAUAAAAUAUCAAGUGUUCUGCUGUGGAUCACACUUUCAAGAUGUGAAUUCUGCAUGCAUUUUAGAUCCAAAUCCUCACAGUGUAAAUUCUACUGGGUGUACUCCUGGAUCAUAUUUGCAAGAUAUAAAUUCCUCUGCAUCCAUUCCAGGGCCAAAACCUCAGUGCCCGAAUUCUGCUGGGAGCAACCCUGAGCCAUAUUUACAUAGAAUGAAUUCUUCUGCAUCUAUUUCAAGGCCAAAACCUCAAUGUGUAAAUUCUACUGGGUGCAACCCUGGACCACAUUUGCAAGGUGUGAAUUCUGCAUGCACUCCAAGGUCAAAACCUCAGUGCUCAGAUUCUGCUGGGUGCAACCCUGGACCACAUUUAGAAGGUGUGAAACUAUCUGAACCAACUGAUGUUUUCAAACUUCAAGGUAUAAAGUCUUCUGACUGUAGUCCAGGAACAGAAAUUCAAAGAGAGAUGUGUAUGGUAGUCAAUUCUGGACAGAAUUUACAAGAUUUGAAGUCUGAAUUGACUCCAGAAGUGAAGUUCCUAGGUGUAACACCUAUUCAGUGUACUCCUCAGCCCCCGGUACAAUGUGUGAGUUUUCCUGAAUUGAAUACAGGGUCAAAACUAAAAUGUGUAAAUUCCAUGGAAUGUAAAUUUGAGCCUUCCUUGCAGAAUACAAGACCUUUUGAAUUGACUUCAGAGACAAAACUUCAAGGUAUGUCAUCUUCUAAGCCACAGCCAGUCCCAGAGCUUCAAGGUAUAGAGUCUGUUGCACAAUGCUUACAAGAUGUAAGAUGUGAAUUGACUUCAGGGACAAAGUUUCAAAGUAUAACACCAGUGAAGCUCCACUCUGGUCCACAGUUUCAAGGUAUAUAUUCUUCUGAGUUGAAAUCAGAGUCAAAAGCUCAAUGCAUAAAUUCUAUGAAGCUUAUAUUUACCCUAGAGCCUUGUUUUCAAAACAUGAAGUCUGUGCCAUUGAAACCGGGACCACAACCUCCAAAUGUGGAUUCCUUAGGGUUGGCAUCAUGCCUUAGGUCACAAUGUGUUAAAUCUGUAGUCUUUGCACCAAAGCCAUGUUUUCAAGAUGUAGAACCUAUGCAGCUGAGGUUAGGGGCCCAAGAGCAAAGUAUGGACUACCAAAAAUUGACUUUAGGAUGGCACGGUAUGGACCCAAUGGUGUUAGAGCCAACCAGGAAGUUCUUAUCAGGACCAGCAUUGACUAGUGUCAGAUUUUCAAAUUUGAUUCCAGAAUCACAGCAACCAGGUGUGAAAUCUUGGGAUUUUACUCCAGAGUCAAAGUGGGAAAGUGUAAAACAUGUGAAAUUGUCUUCAGUGUCCCUGCAACAAACUGUAAAAUCCAUGGAGUUAUUACCAAAGUCACUGCUUCAAAGUGUAAAACCUGGUAACCAAUUCCCCCAAACAAAUUAUCAGAUCACAGCAUCUUCUGAAGUCAUCCAUAGACCAGAACAUCACCUUGUGGAAUACGCAGAGAUGAUUCCAAAUGCAAAGUUUCAAGUCUCCAAAUCCAUGGGUUUAAUUUCAGCACCAAUUUAUCAAAACACAGAAUCUUCAGAAACAAAAGAGUUGGUACAUAAAAACACAGAAUCUGUAGAGGAAUUGGUGGGGCUGGACCCAAAAUUGACCAGUAAAGUCAUGGAAUCUUCAGAGAUGCCUCUGCAGUUAUAUCUUCAAGCAUCAGGAUUUGUUGCUCCGACUCCAGUGCUAAGGGAUCAAGUCUCAAAGCCCUUAGAACUAACCCCAGAGAAAAGCUACCAAGUCCCAGAAACUCUGGAGUUGCUUUCUCACUCACGGCCUUCAUUUAAGGAUUUGGAGGAGUUAUAUACAAAGCAAGUUACCGAAUCAAAAGGAAUGUCUACAGAGCUCAAGCAUGUAACAGAAGCAAUGGGGUUGACUUAUGAAGCAAGACUUCAAGGGAAAAGAUUUGUUAGGAUGGCCCCAAAGCCAGUAGUAGUAAGUCAAGCAACUGAACAUGCAGAGAAAACUCAAAGGCCUUGUCCUCAAGACUUGGAACCUGUGGCACUGGUUUCUGAGGGAAGACCACCAAGGCAAGAAUCUGUUGUAGUGACAACAAAGUCAUUGCAUCAUGCCCCAGCUUCUCUUUCAGAGAUGACACCAGGGCUAGGCCAUCACAUUCCUGCAUCUAUGGAGUUGACCCCGAAGUCACAGCUUCAUGUGGGAUCUUCAGCAAUAGGUUUAGGGCUAGGACAAAUGGAAGAAUCUUUAAAGUUGUCUCCAAAGCAAAUAAGUCAAGUUGCAAGAAAUGUGAACUCUGUAGACCUCACCUGUGAGCCGUGGCAGCAAGGGCUGACGCAGCCACAGAGUCAAAGUGUGAAAAAUUCAGGGAGAGCUCCAACAGGUACACUUGAUAAACUGACAGAAUGUGCAAGGACACAACUUGAAGUUGCUCAAUCAGUACAGGUAGCCCAAGCAGCUCCCCCCAAACUUUCCAAAUGUGUGAAAGCAACUCCCGGACCACCAUAUCAAGUUGUGAAGUCAGUGACAACAUCAGAACCAGAGCAGCUGUCCAAAUAUGGUGAAUUGACUCCAAAACUACAAGAUGUAAGAUUUUCAGAGUUGACCUCAAGACUUUGGCUCCAAAAUAUGAACUCUAAGAAAGUAAACACACAGCCAACACACCAAAUUUUGGAAACAAUGGAGUUGUCAGGAUUUCAAAUUAUAAAGACUGUGUUAAUCCCAGGACCACUGCUUCAGGUUGUAAAAUCUGAAAAAUUAGCACCAGGACCAAUUCCUCAGGUAGUAGAACCACUAGGAGUUGCCACGGGAUCAGAAAUUAAAGUAUUGGAUUGUUUGAAUUUAUUUCCAAGACCACAUCUUCCAAAACAGAUAAAACCUAUAGAAUUAACUCCAAGGCCAAAUAUUCAAGUGAAUUCUACAGAAUUAACUUCACAGCAAGCAUCUCCAUUUGAGGAAUUUACACUAUUGACUCAUGCGCAAAGGCUUCAAGCUAUAAAAUCUGUAGGGAUAAAAACAGAGCCUCCUAAGGCAGUGGAAUUUGAGGAUUUGAAUCAAGGUCAGCAGUGUCUGGAUAAAGAAUCUGAGGUGUUAACAUCAGGAGAGUUACAAGUAGGGAAUUACUUCUCUAGAAUCAUACACAACCCUUCAAUCCCACCUACUUCAAGAUCUGUCAAAACAUCUGAAUUAGGAGGACUUCAGGAAUUUGGGGUGUCAGAUGGAUCACGAACUUUGGAUAAGAAAAACUUUGGGAUGGAUACUUUGUGGCUGCCUGAGACCUAUACAUACCCUAUUAUGAUACAAUCUCCCUCUCUUCCACUUCCCCUUCAUAAUCAACUCUUUGACCAGACAGUGAACACUGGGGAAACAACAUUUCCUGAGAGCUGGGGAAUGGAUGUCAUAUCUAAGAAAGGGACUGUGAGGAAGCACAUGGAGGAAUUAGAGGAGUCACUGCAGAACCAGUCCCCAUGUCCACUGCAAAGCUGGAGAGCACCAUCUGAGAACUUUCAGUCCGGGGUAGGGGCUCGAAGAGGUCCAAUCCGGUCUUUCCUGGGCAGACAACAGAAUAUCUGGGAAAGUCAUGCCUGUAGGCAGCGCCUACCUAGGAAAUAUCUUUCCACUAUGCUAAUGCUGGGGAAUGUUUUGGGGACCACUAUGGAAAGGAAGAUUUGUUCUCAAACACGUUUAGCAGAAGGAGCCACUGAAGAUAUCUGUCAAUCUAUUCAGAAUUUAUUUGGAGUUCCAGCUGAACUGAUGGAAUUUUCCCAGACCUUGCUAAAGAAGAGUCCAAGUAUAAUUUCACAGACUUCAGUAGUCAAAAACUAUAUUCAGAGACAUACUUUAUGCCAUGGCUAUGAGAAAAGAAUGGCCAUAAGGAUGUGGACACGUGGUUCUACAUCUUCCAUAAUACGGCAAUACUCUGGGACCAGAUUGGGAAUAAAGAAAACAAACUCAAAGCUCAGUGAUAUGUUCCAGGAGGCCACUCGGCACACACCUGUCUCAUGUGCAGGGGGCCAGUUUCCUGCCUUAGUAAAACCAGCAUCUUCCUUCAGGAUAUUUUACAACAGGGAAGAUUCUGUUUCCACGAAAGAGUGUGAAAGCUCACAGGGUGACACGCAUGCAAGGACUUUUGAAUCCCAACACUCUUUCAAACCAAGUUAUUUUUCCCAAGCUAAGACCGACUUCUCAGAACAGCUCAACUGGCAACAAGAUCUGCAGUUAAAAAUAGCAGCAAAACUCUUAAGGAGUCAAAUACCCCCCAACAUGCCCCCACCUCUGGCUUCAGGUCUUGUCCUAAAAUACCCCAUCUGCCUACAGUGUGGCCGAUGUUCAGGAUUUAAUUGCUGUCAUAAGUUACAGUCUACUGUUGGGUCUUAUCUUCUCAUCUAUCCACAGCUCCACCUUGUAAACACUCCUGAAGGCCAUGGUGAGGUUCGACUGCAUCUUGGCUUUAGGUUGCAAACUGGGAAAAAGCAAGUCUCAAAGUAUCGUGGAAGAGACAGAUCAGCUAUGCGAAGGCGCACUGCAUUGCCACCACAAAGGAAAACUUCUAAGAGUCCUAUUCCCACACAAGAUCUCCAGUCAAGAUCUUCCCAGUCUCCUAUGCCUGUACAAGUCCACAUUAGGCAAAGGCAAUGGGGCAGUCCUGACAUGGUAGGAAAGAAAAAAAUUGGAGAUUUGGGGCACUAUGAAUUCCACAAAGUUCACUCCUUAUCAGAAAGUGAUUUUGAAAGUAAUUGGGAUGGAAAAUGGGCUAAAAUGAGACUCAAGAAGACAUCUACUUUUAAAUAUCCAAUAAAGAGAAUCACUGAGCAACUUAGACCACAAGACACCAAGCUCUAUACAAACAAUACAGCCUCGAUAGAGAGUCCCUCUAGAGAAUCAUCAGUCCCUUUAAGAAAGAAUAAUUCUGGAGCAAGUCUGACAAAUACUGCUUCCUUAAAAAGACAGCCUAAGAAAUCUUCCCAGCUCAAGUUCAUGCAAGUGCUUUUGCAGGGCUUACGGCAGGCAUUACAAACAUCACAUAGAAUUAUGGCUUUUGCUGGACAGAAGCCUAGGGGCAGGAUGAGACUAGAUAAUUUAUGGUCAAACAAAAGUUAUCAUUCAAAACAAAAAGAUUAUCGCUUACCAACAGACAGCAAAAGAAACAGGGUUCAAGUUAUCAAACAAAGUUCAACAACUUCAACCAUUAAACAAGAGGACAUAUUGUGGGGAACCAGAGGCCAAUGCAGAUCAACUCAACAGUCAAAAGACGAGAGCUCUUUCCAACCCAGAUCUCUCCAAUUGCUGGAGACCAUGCUUUCCCAAACAGAUAAAACUUUCCUAACUUCCUCAGUCAUACAGCCUUUGAGUACAAUUCGAAAUGAAAGCAACAGAGCAAAGAAAAACUGUAAUGGUGAACUCUCCAGCCAAGAGUCUAAGAACCUUCCCAAACAAGGAGCCAGACUUCAGGCCCAAGGAAGAAUUCUAUCUGGUUCCCUUUUGAAGAAGACCUUGCCCAGUCGCUUUAAAGAGAAACAUACACACAAGGACCGAAACCAGCAUAGCUUCUUUACGGAGAAAAAGAAACCCUUACACAAUGCUUUGGAGAAGAGCUCGUAUAACCCCUCUAAAAGAAUGGUUCCUAAUCUCUUUGUCUGGAGCCAUCUCAGCCCCGCUAAGAAAAUUCUACGAAAUAGUUCUGCAAGGAGACAUAGCAGUCCUCCUCGUAGAAAGCACCACAGUCCCUCAGAGAGAAGCCUUCGAAGAGUCUCUGACAGGAGUCAUCACAGUCCUUCUGAGGGGAGACGCCCACUGAGGAGGCGACACAGCCCCCCCAAAAGGAGUUCGCGCAGUUCCCCAGAGAGGAGACGACACAGCCCCCCCCAAAGGAGUCCGCGCAGUUCCCCAGAGAGGAGACGACACAGCCCCCCCCAAAGGAGUCCGCGCAGUUCCCCAGAGAGGAGACGACACAGCCCCCCCCAAAGGAGUCCGCGCAGUCCCUCAGAGAGGAGACGACACAGCCCCCCCCAAAGGAGUCCGCGCAGUCCCUCAGAGAGGAGACGACACAGCCCCCCCCAAAGGAGUCCGCGCAGUCCCUCAGAGACAGCACCCAGUCCCUCUAACAGGCGGCGGCACAGUCCCUUGCACAGGAGCUCACGCAGUCCCUCUGAGAGAUGUGUCAGUCCCUCAGAGCGGAGACAUCGCGGUCCUUCAGAGAAAAGCUGUGGCCGCCUCUCUGAGAGAAGCCCUCCCAGUCCCUGUGGCAGAAGUCAUACUUCCUCUGGAAGAGCCCGUCACAGUCCCUUUGAGAAGAGGCCAAUCAGGCCCUCGGCACAGAGCGGGGGUGACCAGCCUGAGAGAGCUGAGAGGAGCGGACAUAGCCGUUCUGGAAGGAGUCAGCGCAACCACUCGGAGAGAAUCCACCACGGUCCCAAGGAGAGACUCAGGCCCAGCUCCCCCAAGGGGAGGCCCACACAGAGCUGGUCCACAGGUUUAAAGAGUUAUUCAGAUAUGGCCCCCAGGGACCACGCUGAAAAACCCAAAAGCCGGACAAGUUUGGAGGCUUGAAGCUAGUAGGUCAGGAGAGAUCCGCCCCUACUUAAAAGAGUCUCCCAGAAGUCUUCACCUAGCUGCCCUUUCCCGGCUUCUUUCCUGAUCAACCACGGCUCCAAGCUCUGCACCCUUGGCCAUGAAAGGGCGUCUACUCUGGGGGCUGGGGCGGCGAAGAAGGGUCUGUCAUUC
Jaculus jaculus (lesser Egyptian jerboa) is the source of this 15570-nucleotide messenger RNA. RefSeq names its product chromosome 5 C2orf16 homolog (gene Spata31h1). The transcript is spliced from 7 exons. Lineage: Eukaryota; Metazoa; Chordata; Mammalia; Rodentia; Dipodidae. The record is from RefSeq and is a predicted model, not a curated record.